This is a messenger RNA of Fibroporia radiculosa, 4875 nucleotides long. RefSeq lists its product as uncharacterized. Lineage: Eukaryota; Fungi; Basidiomycota; Agaricomycetes; Polyporales; Fibroporiaceae. Bases 1 to 4875 code for a protein of 1624 amino acids. The transcript is spliced from 11 exons. Gene Ontology annotation, molecular function: protein binding. The record is from RefSeq and is a predicted model, not a curated record.
AUGACUUCCAGCCUUCCUCGUAUUGUUACAAUUGAGAAUGUCCGGUAUCAGAACCGGGCGACACUGCCCAAUGCUAACGACCUAGAACCUCUAUACUGCGUCAUUCCGGAUCCCGAGAUGUCUGAUCUUGAAUUGUGGGAACUUUUUCCUACUUCCGCCGAUCGAUACCAAAUCAGACACCUCAAGUUCCAGCAUUAUGCCGUUGCUCGGUAUCCGUUCAAAGAUGUUGGAGGGGCUAAAGAUAAAUGUUGGUGGUUUAUUGAGAGAGUGGAUGUGGAACACGGACAAGAUACUUACGUCAUACGACAUAAUGAUCAAACAAAUCUAUGUUGGUAUCUUGACAGUGGAUCUAACAAUGCGCCGGUAGAACUCAGAAAUGCUCCAUUGGAUCAUCGAUGCAUCUGGAAGAUUGCUCAGCAUCCGUACCCUGUCCAUGCGGUCGAUUCAACGAUCCCUCCACAAGCACACACCUCACUGGAUUCAAGAUGGCUAGCAGAGUUGGCGGCAACGUUCCACUCUACCUUUGAUGGAUAUAUCGAGGCUCAUCCUUCUACCGCGGCAGCGGCAGCGUUGAAGAUUCUUGGGUAUGCGUUCAAGAUGAUCAUUGAGCAUACCGAGAGCAGCAACCAACAGCUUGAUCUAUAUGUCUCCAACCUGCUCGUGAAGAUCAUUGGUAUUUAUGAAGCGCUGUGUCAGAAAGAAAACUCGAUUGUGACCCCUGCAAUGGAAGAACUCUUGAACAAGAUUGCACGGCAAAUACUGGAAUGCGUCGAUUACAUUAUGUACCACUCAGAGAAAGUAGUGUUCUGGAAGAGGCUUGGGAAGGACACUAUCAGGGAGACACGCAUAGAGAUCGACUAUUUCAUUGCUGUCCUCAAUGAGUUGUCCGAAUGUAUUGAUAGUUCAAGUCGGAGGGGCGAUGACGGCCCAAUACAAAUCCAUAGGAUUGUCCAGGAAAUGGACUUGAGCAGCUUAGAUUAUGCAACAGGAGCCGGAAUCAACACAUCCAAACGAUGUCUUCCGGGUACUCGAAUAAAGGUUCUCUCUAAGAUCACGGACUUUGUAUAUGCCACUGGAGACGACGCAAAGCAAAUAUUCUGGUUGUCGGGUACAGCGGGCAAGGGCAAGUCCGCGAUUGCACAUACAAUAGCUGGCCAAUUCCACAGACAAGGCGCACUGGGAUCCUGUUUCUGCUUUGACAGAACACGACAUGCAGACCGCCGACACGAGAAAAUAUGGAGCACGAUUGCGCGGGAUUUGGCCGACCACGAUCCUCUCAUCCGGCGCGAGCUAGCUCGCGUUGUGAUCCAUGGCACAAGUGAUAUCAAAUAUACCGAGGAUCCCACCCGACAGUGGGAGAGGCUCGUUUCAGUCUUAAGAAAUGUGGGGACGGCGAAGAUUUUAGUGCCAGUAUUAAUUAUCAUCGAUGCGCUAGAUGAAAGCGGCGAAACCGGUACUCGUGCGCAAAUUCUUCGCAUGUUUGCUGGUGAAAGCGGUAUGAUGUCGCAGUUUAUGGCCAAGCUCCCGUCGAAUAUCCGGAUUCUUGUCACAUCUCGCCCGCUUCCGGAUAUUCAAGAUGCUCUAGAUGGUUUGCACCACAUUGAGCGUUUAUCUCUGGAUAAUAUCCCUCCAUCAUGGUCCGAGCACGAUGAUGUUAAGCUUUAUAUCGCCGCGCAGCUCACGCCGCUAAGGAUAUUUCAGGAUAAUGACUUCCAAGCACUUGCUCUCAAGUCUAAUGGCGUUUUUGAAUGGGCGCGUCUCGCAUGCUUCCAUAUCAAGGACAGAAACUCGAUCGGCCCAAAAGCUAGAUUUCGCUUCGAUAAUGUAGUCUCUGUAGGAUCGGUCAGUGGUAUAGGGCUGCUGGAUCAAAUGUACAAGCACGUCUUGAAGGAAGUGAUGCCGAAGAAGCAGCGCAAGCACGUUCUCCCGAUCUUUUGCUCUGUCAUGGGUCACAUUCUAACUUCACUGGAGCCGCUGUCGAUGACUGCUCUUGUCGCAAUGCGGGAGCAUUUUCCACGUGAGGAUGAUACCGACCAAGAGCACGACCCUGAGAUGGAGCCCGUUCUUCGCCUUAUGGGUGCACUCCUCAUUGGCGUUGAAGAUGAUCGAACGCCAAUUCGGCCACUCCACGCAUCCUUUUACGACUUUCUCAUGGCCAAGGACCGGAGCGGGGAGUUUUACAUUGAUGCUGACGCAGCGUAUCAUUACAAGCUGGCUUUCGCGUCAUUCCAUGUGAUGAAGGCUGAGCUCCGCUUUAACAUUUGCCAGCUGGAGAGUUCGUAUCUUCCAAAUUCAGCCGUUGUCGACAUACAAAACCGCAUAGAAGAGUACAUUUCCCCACAACUGCAAUAUUCGUGCCGAUUUUGGGCCGUUCACUAUGCUAAGGCUGUGUACUGUUCAGAUUCGCUUUCUAAAGAGGUGGAGCUCCUCUUCUCAAAUAAAAAUUUACUAUUCUGGCUCGAGACCUUGAGUCUUACGAAUCACCUCACUGGUGUGGUUGCAGGUUUGUCUUCAGUGAUGUCAUGUUUUGUGGAGAGUGACAGCGAUAACAAUAUCUGGCUCAGGAAGGCGAUUAUGGACACCAAUCGAUUUGUUCAAAUGUUUGCGUCGACCAUGCUACGGAGUACACCACACCUGUACCUGUCUGCUCUACCAUUUGCGCCAACAUCAUCGUGGAUUUUUCAGACGUUCACAACCAUGUUUCCCGGUGCUGUUACGAUUGCUGCUGGGAGUCGUUCUACAUGGCCAUCUUUACAGAAAAUAAUUCACUACAAUGCAAGCUGUACCGCAAUCUCUCCGGAUGGACGGAAGAUUGUGUCCGGCUCAAGCGAUGGCACAGUCCGUGUGUGGGAUGCAGACACUGGGUUGCAAGUUGGUUCCACUCUCCGGGACUGUACAGGCUCGAUCACAUCUGUGACCAUCUCGCAAGACGGGCGGCGAAUCGUGUCUGGCUCGUGGGACGGUACAGUCCGUGUGUGGGACGCAGACACCGGGCGUCAAAUUUGUUCCACUUUCCAAGGCCAUGGAGACGAAGUUACAUCUGUGGUGAUCUCGCAAGACGAGCGGCGAAUCGUAUCUGGCUCGCGGGACGGUACAGUCGGUGUGUGGGAUGCGGACACUGGGCUGCAAAUUGGUUUCAGCCUCCAAGGCCAUACAAACGCGGUCACAACUGUGGCAAUCUCACCAGACGGACGGCGAAUCGUAUCUGGCUCGCGAGACCGUACAGUUCGUAUGUGGGAUGUGGAUACUAGGCUGCAAAUUGGCACCAUUCUCCAGGGCCAUAGAGACAUGGUCACAUCUGUGGCAAUCUCGCAAGACGGACGGCGAAUUGUGUCUGGGUCAGAUGACGGUACAGUCUGUGUGUGUGAAGCAGUCAUAGAGCUGCAACAUUAUUUCACUCUCCAAGGUCAUACAGGCUUGAUCGCAUCUAUGGCAAUCUCGCUAGACGGGCGACGAAUCGCGUGUGGCUUGUUGGACGGUACAGUCUGUGUGUGGGAUACAGACACCGGACUGGAAAUUGGUACUACUCUCCAAGGCCAUACAGGGCCCGUCACAUCUGUAACAAUCUCGCAAGAUGGGCGGCGAAUCGUGUCUGGAUCGCGGGACCAUACAGUCUGUGUGUGGGAUGCAGGCACUAGGUUACAUACUUGUUCCAUUUGUUCCACCUUCCAAGGCCGUACAGACUCGGUCACAUCUGUAACAAUCUCGCAAGAUGGGCGGCGAAUCGUAUCUGGCUCGCGGGACCAUACAGUCUGUAUGUGGGAUGCAGACACUAGGCUGCAAAUUGGUUCCACCUUCCGUGGCCAUACGAGCUCGGUCACAUUUUUGGCAAUCUCUCAAGACGGGCAGCGAAUCGUGUCUGGCUCGGAGGAUGGUACAGUCUGUGUUUGGGAUGCACACACCGGUUUCACUCUCCGUGGACACACAAGUUCGGUCACAUCUGUGGCAAUCUCGCAAGACGGACGGCGAAUUGUGUCUAGCUCGCGGGACGGUACAAUCCGUGUGUGGAAUGCAGACACCGGGAAGCAGAUUGGUUCCACUCUCCAAGGCCAUAGGGGCUCGGUCGCAUCUGUGGCAAUCUCGCAAGACGGGCAGCGAAUCGUGUCGGGCUCGUGGGACUGUACAGUCUAUGUGUGGGAUGCAGACACCGGGCUGCAAGCUUGUUCCACUCUUCAAGACUACACAGGCUCGGUUGCAUCUAUGGCAAUCUCGCUAGACGGGCGACGGAUCGCGUGUGGCUCGUGGGAUGGGACAGUCCGUGUGUGGGAUGCAGACACCGGGCUGCAAAUUUGUUCCACUCUCCAAGGCCAUAUAGACGCGGUCACAUCUGUAGCAAUCUCGAAAGACAUGCAGCGAAUCGUGUCUGGGUCGCGAGACCGUACAGUCCGUGUGUGGGAUACAACCAUCGGGCUGCAAAUUGGUUCCACUCUCUGUGGCCAUACAGGCUCAGUCACAUCUGUGACAAUCUCGCAAGAUGGUCGACGAAUCGUGUCAGGCUCGGAGGACGGUACAGUCCGCAUGUGGGACAUGGACAGUGUCCCAAACAGUACAGACGAUGAUCUGCCUGCAGAAUUGAGACAUUUACGGUAUGACUCAAUAUAUUUUUCAUCGAAUCCGACACAUGCUCUGCAAUCAUCGACUUUGUUUAUAGACAUUUCUCAUUCUCCAGAAUCAUUUCUCCCCGAUCCGGAUGGCUGGGUUACUGGGCCUGGUGGCCGGCUUCUGUUCAAGAUUCCCAUGGAAUUCGUGGACCGGUCACGAAUGUAUGUUCCUGGAAACACUUUGGUUAUCCCCAAUGACGGUCUACAGCUGGAUCUGAGUCGAUUCGCACACGGGGAGUCGUGGCACAUGUGUUAUGAUCCGAACAGGCGUUAG